Purpureocillium lilacinum is the source of this 234-nucleotide messenger RNA. The record is from RefSeq and is a predicted model, not a curated record. Lineage: Eukaryota; Fungi; Ascomycota; Sordariomycetes; Hypocreales; Ophiocordycipitaceae.
AUGCGGCAAACAGAGGGGACGCCCACACGCACACGCCCCAUCCUGCACAUCGGCCGCCGGAUGGAUGGCAUGAUGGAGAGAGAGGGCGAGCGAGCGAGCCGCGUCCCCGUCCGCCUCGUCGCUACGGCCACUGCAAGGCUCCAAGGGUCUGGUCCACCCGCAUCCCACUGCAACACUGUCGGCCGUCGGUCGAGGCCGCCCGCCGCGGUCCCAACGCUGGGUUUUUCCCUUUAG